UCCACCAGUGACACCGGUAGUUAUCAUUGCCAUCAAAUAUUGUGUAGGUACCUCGACAAUAACGGCACCGAGGACGCAGCAAAAGACGACGAAUACUUCGAGCGAUGAAUGCCGGCAGCUUCUGGGGAACGUUCGAUUUAUUGCUGGGUCGGGAGGCGCAGAAAUAUGGCGGCCAGGAUGCGCUCAAGGUCGGCACUUGGAUGUCGGCGUAUGCCGGGGUGCGAAAGAUUGGCCACGGUGACGACAGCAUCGGCAGCGAUUUUACCUCCCUCGCGACCACCGGCAGUGGAAGCGGCUCGCUAAACUUCCCUUCAAUCUACCACCAAUCGAGUGCCACCGGGGGAAAUCAGCUGAUUGGAUCCGAUCCGAACAACUGCGACUUGAAUGGUGGCGGCGGCGAUGGCGCUCCGGGGGGACCCGGCAUAACCGGAGGGGACGGCAAAAGCAAAGGCCGCAAAAAGCUACGCCUGCUCAAACCGAAGCUCAAACAGCUGUACGACAUGGAAGUGCUGCCAGUGGAGUACAUGGGACCGAAGAUUGAGUAUACUGUGAACCUCCCACGAGUGACCGCCCAGUUGGAGAAACUGAUGGGAACCAAUGUGGUACGCCUCACGGACCGGAAGUACAUGCAGGAGCUGCAGCGCCGCAUUCAGCAGGAUUACAAUGUCACCCUGGAGAAAAGGAUCAGUGAACGUGAGGCUAAGGAGCUCGAACGGGAACGCAACCUUAUCCUUUCCGGUGCCGGGGACUCCAUCCCGGAGGACAUGAGCAGCUCGGUUUUCACCGUCAACAAGAAAACCAACCAACACAUCUGCAACAAACGCGAGAAGCUCAAAACCAUCCGCGAGAAAAAUGCCGAACGGCUGAUUAAGCAAGGUCUCCGCUGGGAACGGGAGCGCCUACAGAUGGAGGACUACAACCGUCAGAAGGAAAUCGAACGCAAAUCCCGACGGGAAGCUCUGCUCGAAAAGGAAAAGCUCUACAUGAUAGAGGACAACGAGCGGGCGUUGAAUUUGCUACGAAUGAAAACCAAAAAGGGUCCCUGUCGAGACAUGGAUUUGCGUACUCUGUUGAUGCAACAGCGGGAAGAAUUGGGCGAGAAAAUUCAGCAGCGUGAUUUCGAUUUGAACGAUGACAAACGGAUGGACUCCGAUCGGAGUAAGGAGAAGAAGCGCCGCCGUAAGAAGCAGAUGGCGAAGAAGGGAGGGGAUACGCAACUUUCCUCGCCGGAAGAGGGUUACAGUUCGAUGAACCCACCGGAGCUGGCUAGCGAUUUGGAAACUUCGAUUAUGAUCAAGAUUGACAAAGACAGUAAGGACUCCGGAGAUGACACGGAUGCGCUGGACGAUGUAAGCACGGUUGAGGUCUCGGAAGGUGCCGGAGGAUCGGAAGCGGAAGAUGCCGAUAACAGUGAAGCUGUAGAUCCGUCGGAAGCGGCCGAAGCGGAAGCCAUGAAGGAAGAGAUGAACAAGGCGCUGGAAAAGAAAAAGGUUAAGGCUCGCAAUGAGGAUCCCAAAAUUACCAGAUUGAAGGAAGCGGAUACCGUGAACGAAAUCUACAGCAUCGCCGAUGAAAUAAUUAUACUGGAAAAGAAGAAGGGCAAGAAAGGGUUCGGAAUGAAGUAAAUGCGGGUUCAAGUUGACGGCCUUGAAAAAUUCUAGUCUAUGUGCUCAGUGGGCGCAUAUAAAAAAUUGAUUGUGAUAACGAGUGACCCAACGUAGAAUAGUUCAGUUUGUAGCAAAUAUAUUAUGUUGAAUCUUUUA
Molecule: messenger RNA, 1763 nt
Organism: Aedes aegypti (yellow fever mosquito)
Lineage: Eukaryota; Metazoa; Arthropoda; Insecta; Diptera; Culicidae
Product: intracellular protein transport protein uso1
Exons: 6
Coding region: 105-1625 (506 amino acids)
Source: RefSeq, a predicted model, not a curated record